GCCGUGGCAGGUAACUUGCUUGUCAUCCUCUCAGUGGCCUGCAACCGACACCUGCAGACUGUCACCAACUAUUUCAUCGUGAACCUGGCCGUGGCCGACCUGCUGCUGAGUGCCACGGUACUGCCCUUCUCGGCCACCAUGGAGGUUCUGGGCUUCUGGGCCUUUGGCCGGGCCUUCUGCGACGUGUGGGCCGCCGUGGACGUGCUGUGCUGCACGGCCUCCAUCCUCAGCCUCUGCACCAUCUCCGUGGACCGGUACGUGGGCGUGCGCCACUCACUCAAGUACCCAGCCAUCAUGACCGAGCGCAAGGCGGCCGCCAUCCUGGCGCUGCUUUGGGUCGUAGCCCUGGUGGUGUCCGUAGGGCCCUUGCUGGGCUGGAAGGAGCCCGUGCCCCCUGACGAGCGCUUUUGCGGUAUCACCGAGGAGGCGGGCUACGCUGUCUUCUCCUCUGUGUGCUCCUUCUACCUGCCCAUGGCGGUCAUCGUGGUCAUGUAUUGCCGCGUGUACGUGGUCGCGCGCAGCACCACGCGCAGCCUCGAGGCGGGCGUCAAGCGCGAGCGAGGCAAGGCCUCCGAGGUGGUGCUGCGCAUCCACUGUCGUGGCGCGGCCACGGGCGCCGACGGGGCGCACGGCCUGCGCAGCGCCAAGGGCCACACCUUCCGCAGCUCGCUCUCCGUGCGCCUGCUCAAGUUCUCCCGUGAGAAGAAAGCGGCCAAGACGCUGGCCAUCGUCGUGGGCGUCUUCGUGCUCUGCUGGUUCCCUUUCUUCUUUGUCCUGCCGCUCGGUGAGUGA
Mandrillus leucophaeus (drill) is the source of this 792-nucleotide messenger RNA. RefSeq names its product adrenoceptor alpha 1D (gene ADRA1D). Gene Ontology annotation, molecular function: alpha1-adrenergic receptor activity. The annotation marks the transcript as partial. The transcript has a single exon. The record is from RefSeq and is a predicted model, not a curated record. Gene Ontology annotation, cellular component: membrane. Gene Ontology annotation, biological process: cell-cell signaling; positive regulation of cytosolic calcium ion concentration; adenylate cyclase-activating adrenergic receptor signaling pathway. NCBI's taxonomy places the organism in Eukaryota, Metazoa, Chordata, Mammalia, Primates, Cercopithecidae.